Molecule: messenger RNA, 1293 nt
Organism: Humulus lupulus (European hop)
Lineage: Eukaryota; Viridiplantae; Streptophyta; Magnoliopsida; Rosales; Cannabaceae
Exons: 1
Coding region: 1-1293 (430 amino acids)
Source: RefSeq, a predicted model, not a curated record
AUGGCUUCAUCAAGUGCCACGAUCGAUGAUCUGGAUGCAAGAUGGGGAGAGUUUCAUAUUGCAGAAGAAGAUGGACAGGGGCUGAUUCUUGAGGAAGAUCCAGAAACAGUAGAAGAUGAUCUCUUUGAUGCGCGAUGGUGUCUUGUGGGCAAACUACUGGGAGGCAGAGUUGCAGAUUUUGAUGCACUCAAGAACGUCCUGGCUUCACUGUGGCGGCCUGUGAAGGGAAUGUUUGUGAAACAACUGGAGCCAAACAGAUUCUUAUUUCAAUUUUGCCAUGAGAUUGACAUCAACAGGGUGCUAGAGGGGUCCCCUUGGACCUUUAAUCGAUCCCCCGUUAUUUUGGAGAGGUUAAAAAUGGGAGAUAACCCUAGAUUGAUUCCACUUAAUACAAUGGAAAUAUGGGUUCAAGUUUACAACCUUAAAGCGGGUUUUAUGUCUGACCGAGUUCUUAAAGCAUGUGGAGGCUUUAUAGGUACAUUUAUCUCAUCUUGUCCUAAGAACUACACUGGUGUUUGGAGGGAAUUUCUGAGGGUGCGGGUCCGAAUUAACAUUGAACAACCCCUAAAAAGGAGAAUGAAGAUACAGAACUCAAAGGGGGAGGCUUUCUGGGCAGAGUUCAAAUAUGAGAGGCUACCCACUUUUUGUUUCAUUUGUGGUAUCCUUGGGCACUCAGAAAAGUUUUGUAUACGGUUGUUUGAAACAGAAACAGAGCACUUACCCAAACCAUAUGGGUUGUUUAUGAGAGCCCCUGACCGACGGCAAGGGAAGCAGAUUGGUGCUCCGUGGCUCCUCGAGAAUAUGGCACGACCAGCCCCAACGCAGCAGGAAGGAAGUACGCCGUUGAUGAACUCAGAUUCUGUCCAAGCUAGAUCUCGAGGUGGCCGUGAUCCUCAGAUACAUGCGACGGAUUUGGUGGGAUCUGGAGUUAUUGCAAGGGCAGGAAAUCAGGAUGAGAGGCGUGGACUCAGUGGGGAAUCAAGUCUCAUGGUUGGCGCCGUUACCAUGGGAGAGAAUCGUGGGAUAGCGAGAUCUAUGGGGAGUAAAGGAGGAAGCAAUCCAGCUGGUGCCACUCUUGAAGAUUCUGAAAUGAAUAUGGGUGUGGAGAGCUUGAACGCACGGGAUGGAGGCUGUCAAAAUAAUGAGAGUUUCUUAUUCCUAGACCCUAAAAGAAGGAGGGUUCAAAUGGGCCAAAGUGAGGAAUUGGAAGUGGGCCGAAACAUGGAUAUGGAUUUGGGCCGAGAAGAUGUGGAGAUGAGGAGAUUCGGGCUGGGCUUUUAUCUCAUAAUGUGA